Messenger RNA from Phytophthora infestans T30-4, 786 nucleotides. RefSeq lists its product as uncharacterized. Lineage: Eukaryota; Oomycota; Peronosporomycetes; Peronosporales; Peronosporaceae. The coding region runs from base 32 to 736 and encodes 234 amino acids. The transcript has a single exon. The record is from RefSeq and is a predicted model, not a curated record.
CACAUCUCGGUCUUCUCUACCUCUGUUAAAGAUGGACCUGAACAACCUCAAGGUCAUGGCCAACCGUGCUGGCAACACGCUCUACUUUGCUGGUGCAGCUGCCGCUGAAAUUGGCAAGGAGAAGGGAACGCAGGCGUUCGCCGCCGCGUCGGGGGCAGCCGCCGUCGGCCGCGACAAGAUGAAGAGCUCUACGACGUUUCAGAGCGCCACAGUAGCUGCGACGGUGGGGCGGGAUAAGGUCAAGACGUCGCAGGCCUUCCAGGCGGCCUCGUCGGCUGCCGUCGUUGGUAAGGAGAAGGCCACGACGGCCGCCUCUACCGCUGCAACUGUUGCAUCCGCCGGUCGCCUCAAGGCCGUGAGCGCGCUGGUGCUAGCCAAGAACCGCAUCACUGGGCUCAAAAGCGGCAACUCGCCCAGCUCACCGACGUCUGGCAAUCUGCCGUCGGCUGAGAAGGAGUUCUACAAGUACGAAAUGUCUGAAGAGGAGAAGAAAAAGAAACGCGCACAGGCUCGCCGUCGCGCCGAGAAGAACAAGCAACCCAGCUCCAGCUCCAGCUCUGGCCCGAGCUCUCGACGAGAAGGGAGCUCCAGACCCGCUACAAGCUCGAGCUCCCGAUCCGCCGGAUCAAGCAGCAAGUCCAGCAGUAGCAGCUCCAGUAGCAGGAGCAACCGAUCGGCCGGCAACAGCCGGCGACCGGGCAGUAGCAGACGCAACAAAGGAGAGCACCAAUUGUAGAAACAAGAGAAUGCAUGUAACCAUCUUCACUGCUGGUGCAAUGAGCGCGU